UGAGAAGAGAAAGCCACGCAGGUGGCAGAGGCUGGAUAACACUUGAAAAGACCGCCAUCUCAAAUGAGACGGGCUGGUGGCAUUCUUCGAAUGGGAGGCCUCCGUCCUCGUUUCGUUUUGUUAGUGGUUAAUUGAGCACUUGGACUCAACCGUGUAUUGUGGUCGUAACUGCGGAUCCUCCUUGUAAGCAUCCUCGAUCCCUUUUCCGGACAGAAGAGACCGACUUUUCUUUGUCGUGACUGUUUAGAGUUCAAAAUGGAUUCCUCCGAUCCCAAAUUGAUUGACGAUUCAUACGACAGCGAUGCUCAGUUGCUAGUAGACGAUGACGAACCCCGAAAAGCCGUCCGAGUUUGCCCGGUUUGUGGACAAGUGACCAAAUAUAACCAACUCAAGAACUAUGGGGCUUAUUCCUGCUUCAGCUGUCGAGCUUUCUUUCGGAGAUCCCACGAAAAUACCCGCAAUCCGGACUUCAUUUGCCGCAAAAAUGGCGAAUGCGAUAUCCAACUAAAUAAACGGAAGAAAUGUCGCAAAUGUCGGUAUGAUCGAUGUGUCGAGAUUGGAAUGCGACAAGAUCGGAUCCUGGACGAUAGCGCCAAGAAGAAGCGGUUCAAAAACUUUCGAAACUGGAGAAAGAGGAAACCUGAUAGUCAGGAAGAUAUCGGGGAAAACCAUCUGAUGAAAUCCAUCCCUCUUGUUGAGGAGCUCUCCAUGUCCGUGUCUCCCGGUCUCGAAAGAGCAUCAAGACCUUCCCCUCCUUUGAUGGAAUCUGCAAACCCACCUCCGGAUUGGUUCAAAUGGCUGGGAUGUAGUAGACAUCAUGCCAUGGUCGGGCGUGACGCUAACCAAUCCGAGAGUAGACCGUCUUUCUGUGAAUCUCAAGCAAACUCCAAAAAGAGCGACAUCUAUCUCAACGUACCACGUUCUACGGCAUUGAGGGCGGGAAUUGAUCCUGUGAACGAGUUCUCACAUAACCAGUUGGUGGUAGACAUGUUGGCUGCUAGGCAAUCCGAGAGCCAGAGGCGUUCUCCCCUUGCUGAGAAGCCCAUCCAUUAUGAGCAAGAAUCACACAUUCGGAUCCGGACUGAUCUAGGAUUGCACAAACUUUCGGGGUGUCCUCCAUCACUUCGGAAAUCCAAGAUCAAUCUGAUAGGGGAAGAUUACGACCGAACCAUGUUCAAUAUCGACCUUCACGAUUUGGUGCUGGAUCAAGUGAAAAAUAUCGACGGCGAUGUCAGGCUGUCCACCUUAGACUCCAGCAAAAUGAAGCACGUGGUCAAGAUUGUUAAAUCUCAGUACUAUCGCUUUGCAUUUGGUCUUGAGACGUUUGCCAACUUGGAUAAGUCAGAUCAGGUGACACUCUUGAACGAAAACAGCUACCUAUUCAUUCAGCUGUUGUUGGCCAAGGCCGUUGUGGCAGAAAAUGGAAUCCAGCAAAUCAACUACUUGGUAGGAGUCACUUCCCAGAGCAAGGGUCAUUGCAUUAAAAAAGUCUCUUUCCAAGACGUAUGUUCCAUGACCAAUCUGUUCAAUGGGAACGUAAGUUUGGAACUGGAAUAUCUGAAGCUGAUUGGUAAAUUGCGACGAAUGAGGUUAUUCAGCCAGAAGCUAUCGAUUUUGGCCUACUUGAUCGUUUUCCACGUUCUCCCAACGGACGUGUUCUGUCAGGAGGGUCUGAUUCUCUCGGGUGUCCAGGAUGUGGUGGAGCUCAUUCAAGAAGAAGAUAAUCAAACAAAACCUGAGGAUGUGUUACAAUUCUUUUCAUUACUUCUUGAUAUGAGACGACUCCUACCCACCCUCAGUUAACAUUAGAAUAGCAUGUCGACAGACUUAUAGAAAGUAUGCAAACUUCAGUUAUUCAACUAAACUUGAAUGUCCCUGUACAGGUUGCUGUUUUAAUUGAAACUGAUUUUUUUCUUUACAUAAUGCUUCGUUGAGAAAUCCAUGAAUAACCCUAAUCCUCUUUCUGUGCGGCUUUUACUUGUUUUUUUCAUCAACCCUGUCAGCUGACUUUCACAAAACGACAAAACAAAACUGAGUGGUAAUAAAGUGUAAGAUGAACAAAGCAUAGU
Messenger RNA from Tigriopus californicus, 2069 nucleotides. RefSeq lists its product as uncharacterized. The transcript is spliced from 2 exons. The record is from RefSeq and is a predicted model, not a curated record. Lineage: Eukaryota; Metazoa; Arthropoda; Copepoda; Harpacticoida; Harpacticidae. Gene Ontology annotation, biological process: cell differentiation; positive regulation of transcription by RNA polymerase II; negative regulation of transcription by RNA polymerase II. The coding region runs from base 256 to 1803 and encodes 515 amino acids. Gene Ontology annotation, molecular function: nuclear receptor activity; RNA polymerase II cis-regulatory region sequence-specific DNA binding; zinc ion binding.